UAUGGCUGGAGACCAUAAUUUUAAGAGGACAAUACUGAUUACGGGUUCAACAGAUGGCAUUGGCCGACAAACGGCACUGGAACUUGCCGUCCACAGUAAAGAAAAUUUCGUUAUUGUGCACGGGAGAAGCGAGGAAAAAUGUCAAGCUGCCAUCGAUUAUAUUAUGCGUGAGGCAAAGUUAAACGAUAAGUCCAAUCUGGAUUUUGUUGUUGCCGAUUUCUCGGAUUUGAAAGAGGUGUCUAAUCUGGCGACAGAAGUGGAGAAGCGCUUUCCGCGGCUCAAUAUUUUAUUGUGUAACGCCGGUGUUCUUUUGCCGAAAAGAACGGAAAGCAGGGAUGGAUUGGAAUUGACUUUUCAGGUAAAUCACCUCGCACAUUUCCUCAUAAUCAAUCGUUUGCUAGAACGAUUAAAAGCAAACCAACCGUCCAGAAUUAUUGUUGUGAGCAGCAGUCUUCACAGUUGGCACAAAAUCGAUUGGAGGGAUAUGAUGGCGGAGCAAGAAUACGAUAAAUAUUUACAAUUUUCGCGCACAAAAUUGAUGAACCAUUUGACAACAUUUGCGCUACAUCGUCUCCUGGUAAGGCAGGGAUGUCAUUUUCGGGUCACUGCAAAUGUUGUCGAUUUGGGAAAUAUGGAACCACAACCGGCACGAAGAAACAGGCACAAAAUCGAUUGGAGGGAUAUGAUGGCGGAGCAAGAAUACGAUAAAUAUUUGCAAUUUUCACGCACAAAAUUGAUGAACCAUUUGACGACAUUUGCGCUACAUCGUCUCCUGGUAAGGCAGGGAUGUCAUUUUCGGGUCACCGCAAAUGUUGUCGAUUUGGGAAAUAUGGAACCACAACCGGCACGAAGAAACAGGUCACGAAGCACAUCGUUAUCAUCUUCGGACACGACACUGGUGCUGAGUAGUGGUGUUGGCACGCUGCUGACGCUGAUCGAAUCUCCCUCACUGGAAUGUGUCAGUGGUAAAUACUUCGAUUGUCACGGGAAGCAAAUACGGAGUGGCUCCGAUUCCACAGACGAGCGGUUGCAGCAGAAGCUCUGGGAAUUAACAUUCGUCGUUGCGGGUUCUGUUAAUCAUCUGGCGCCGUACAUUUUAUCGCGAUCGCUAUUCGGCCUGCUGAAGAAAAACGCUCCAUCUCGACUGGUUCUUGUGAGCAGCAUUUGUUAUGAAUGGUUUGUGAUUGUAUGUGCUUCUAGUUCUGAAAUGUUAUUGGAAAAUCACUGCAGGUAUUCGCUGGAUUGGUCUGAUUUGGAAAGUAAAAAAAGCUAUGAGAAGUAUACACAGUACUCGCGCACCAAACUCAUGGUUCACCUAACAGCAUUCAAACUGGCGCGCCUUUUCGAUGGCUCCGGAGUUACGUGUAAUGUUCUGGAACCGGGCGUUAUCGAAACGAAGCUUCUGCGUGUCGCCAACGUAAAUGGCGCUUACUACGACAGUAGCUGCAAACGUGUCACGAAACUGUUCAAGGAUUCAACGGACGUGAAGCAACAAGACGAGCUGUGGCAGUUUACGGAGAAUCUCUGCAAGCAGAAGGGCAUCAAAUUGGCCAGCAUAUAAUU
Gongylonema pulchrum is the source of this 1563-nucleotide messenger RNA. The record is from the annotation of a GenBank genome assembly. Lineage: Eukaryota; Metazoa; Nematoda; Chromadorea; Rhabditida; Gongylonematidae.